CUUAGGUGCGGUGCGGGGGGAAGUUGGAAAACCCCGGAGGAGGAGGAACGGAAAUUGCGGGAUGUCGACUUCCGCUUCCGCCUUGCGGAGGGACCGCCCGGCGCCGCUGUUGCCGCCGCUCCUGCCCCGAGCGCCGAGGGGGUCCCGGAGCCUCCCGGGGAGCCAUAGAGACGCUGGGGUAGAGGGGCUUUUCGUGGGCCCAGAUUUGGCUGUCUCGUCGGGGAGAGCGGCGGGCGGGGUCCCCUCGCCGACGGGGCCGGGCCGAGGGACGGGGGUGGGAACGGCGCUUGCAUCGCUUUCGCCACCCCGGCAUUGCCCGACCCUUCCGCGCAGCCUUUGCUCCCUGGAGUGGGGUAACCUUUGACCCUUCGCCUCGCCCAUGCGGUGACGGCUGACCUCCCUGCGUGACCUUUGAACCCGAACCCCCAGCUGCAGUCCCUAGAGGGUCUCAGCCGCUCUCGAAGCCCCCCAUCCCUUCCCCCCUUCUGUAGCCCUCCAGCUGCCCCUCUGCGCCCCCCGUGGAGAGAGCACUUGGAAGGCCAGGCUCUCCUGCCCCAGAUCUCCCCCUUUCCCCCCGUCCCUUUUAAAAGACGACCUCUGGCUAUGCCCCCUGGCUGGGGGACGUUGAAAGACCCCACUCUGGACCUCGGUGGUGCUGUUGCCACUGAUACGCAGCUCCCUGCCUGAAACCUUAACACUACCAGGGCGCCCAAGAGGGACAGGAAGGGGGAUCCUUCUCCUAGGUGAAUUUCAGAAUGCCUUCUGUGCCCAGAUUACCGCCAGGGGGGCGUGCAGCACGCCAGGGGGGCAUGUGAACAGCUCCCGUAGCUUCCCCCCUUUGGAAACACCGGGAUCCAUUCCAUCUGGAUACAGGGGACAACUCCCUUUGAAGGGGCUCUUGUUUUGUGUCCGGGAGCCCUCGCCCGGUUCGGCCCAUCUCGCCUCAGAGCCGUUGUGGGGGGAGUGGAGCGCUCCCCACCGUCCGCUCGACCCGCCGCCACCAUGUCGACUUCCUCUUUGCGCCGCCAGAUGAAAAACAUUGUUCACAACUAUUCGGAGGCCGAAAUCAAGGUGCGGGAGGCCACCUCGAACGACCCGUGGGGCCCGUCCAGCUCCCUCAUGUCCGAAAUCGCCGAUCUCACUUACAACGUGGUGGCCUUCUCCGAAAUCAUGAGCAUGAUCUGGAAGCGCCUCAACGACCACGGCAAGAACUGGCGUCACGUUUACAAGGCCAUGACUCUGAUGGAGUACCUGAUCAAGACCGGCUCGGAGCGGGUGGCCCAGCAGUGCAAGGAGAACAUCUAUGCCAUCCAGACGCUAAAGGACUUCCAGUACGUUGACCGCGAUGGCAAAGACCAGGGGGUCAACGUGCGGGAGAAAGCCAAGCAGCUGGUGGCCCUCCUGAAAGACGACGAGCGCCUCAAAGAGGAGCGGGCCCACGCUCUGAAGACCAAGGAGAAGCUGGCCCAGACGGCCACUGCUUCUUCGGCUUCCUCGUCCUUGGCGAACGCCCCCGUGGAAGCCGAGCAGGCCUGGCCCCAAAGCAGCGGGGAGGAAGAGCUCCAGCUCCAGCUCGCGCUAGCCAUGAGCAAGGAGGAAGCGGAGCAGGUAAGCACCAAGGAGGAGCGGAUUCGGCGCGGGGACGACCUGCGGCUCCAGAUGGCCAUCGAGGAGAGCAAGAAAGAGUCGGUGCCUGCAAAGGAGGAGUCGUCACUCAUGGACCUGGCCGAUGUCUUCACCACCCCGCCUCCUGCUGCCGACCCCUGGGGUGGCCCACCUGCCCCCGCUGACCCUUGGGGCGGCUCUGCCCCAGGUGUGCCCACAGUCCCCAGUGAUCCGUGGGGCCCAUCUGCUACUGGAGCAGCAUCUACAGGCGGAGACCCGUGGGGGGGCCCCGGAGCGGCCCCUGCGGUUCCCUCAGACCCAUGGGGAGGCCCCUCAGCUACGAGCGCUGACCCCUGGAAAUCUGAAAGUCUCCUCCCAGGCGGGGGCCCAGCUGGGACGACAGCCGUCCCACCCACAGACCCCUGGGCGUCCGGUCCAGUUCCAGCAUCUCAAGGGAAACCUGCGCCCGACCCUUGGGCUCCGGCGUCGACGUUCUCGGACCCCUGGAGUGGCUCCCCUUCCAAACCCAGCACCAACGGCACGGCAGCCGGGGGAGGCCUUGAGCAGUUUGGCAGCCCCAGCGAUGGGGAUGAAUUCUCGGAUUUCGACAGCCUGCGUCCGGCGCUGCCCAAAUCUGGGAGCAGCACAGGUGAGCUGUCACUCUUAGCUGGGGAGGUGCCAUUUUCACGGGCCGGCCUUGGCGCCGACAGCCCCAGUGCUUUCGACAUGGCGGCCGUGAGCGGAUCGUUACCCGAGGCUUCCAAGCCGACGCGCAAGACCCCGGAGUCGUUCCUGGGUCCCAACGCUGCCCUCGUCGACCUGGACUCGUUGGUCAGCAAGCCUUCGGUCUCCGCCAGCGCUGCAAAGGCCUCCAACCCCUUCCUGCCCCCUGGAUCGGCCUCCGCUGCCACCCCGUCUGCCUCUGCCACAAACCCCUUCCAGGCGACGGCGACCACCCCCCUUUCGCUCAACCAGCUGCGCGUCAGUCCGGUGCUCCCUCUGUCUCAGCCCACCCCCCCAGCUUUUCCGGCCGCAGCGCCCAUGGUCUCCGUGUCCCCCAUGGCCCCCGGGAUGCCCUUAGCCUCGGUUUCCCCAAUGGUGGGGGUGCAGCCCUUGGGGGCUGUCCCGCCCAUGGGCCUGCCUGCCAUGGGGCUGCCCCCUCCCGCCAUGCCUCCGGCCGGCAUCGUCCCCACCAGCACCUCGGCCUCCGCCAUGGGGAGCACCAAUCCGUUCUUGCUAUAAUCGAUGGGAUAUUCGCCUUUGGUGAACCACCCCUCUUCCCUUUCCCCUCCCGCCCGAUUGUAUCCCCAGGUGGCGACGGCGUGGACCCCCCCCUCCCCAAGAUUCCACUGCUGAACGGGGCAGCCGGGCUGGGGGGGGGCAGGAAAGGAAGGAGAGAGAUGGGACUUCAUUUCGAGUUCUUCCGCCCCCGCAUUUCAGGGACUGGGUGGACUUUUCCCCCCCAUUUGGUUUGGUGGAGUUCGGGGGGGAUAAGGAUCCCUGCCCCCCCCGAACCACGUUGGCCUUUGGGGGGGGUCAGAAAGGGAAAACGUCCAUUCUGGGGGCAGCUCCUGGAGCAACUCCCAAGAGCCCUAUGAGAGGUCAGGCUGAUACUUGCAGGAAAGAGAAUUCGGAAAUGGCAAACUGGGGGGGGGGGCGGGGAGGGGGGCCUUUCCUGUCGUUUUUUUGGUUCCCUCUUCACUUUUCACCGUAUCAGCUCCACCUCUUGAGGCGAUGUUCAAAUAGGGCAUCCUCUUGCACACUUGCCCCCCCCCGGUCUCUCUCCUACCCCUGCGAACGGGGGGGUCAGAAAGGGAAAUAGCCAAGCCCCUACCUCUAGGCCCUUCCAAAUCAAUUCUCAUGGGGGGCAGUUCUAACCUUUUUAUUAUAAUUUUUUUCCCCUAGACUUCUCCCUUUUCCCAAACAUGUUUCUUCCCCCCCCCCCCCCCCGCUCCGUUACCCACUUGAGCUGGGACCAGCCCUCUUCUGCCUUUUUUUUUUCCUUAAAGGGCAGAAAUAGGGCAAAAUCAAUAAGGCCCCCCGCCCCCUCACUCUAGAGGGCACGGUCGAGACAGAAGGGAAUUAUUGGUCUGUCUCCUCCAGUCCUGGGGCCAAGAGGGAAACCACUAACACGACGGUCGGAGACCAAAGCUGGAUCGAGAGCAGGGAGCCGGGCCGGGCUACCUGGGGCGGGACUGCGCCUGAAGACUUGCCUUCGGUCGCCUCCCGAUUGGUCCUUCGAGACAGUCCGUCAUCUUCACGCAAAGCAUGGAACCCUGAUCCACACUCAUUGCCUUUUGGGGAGCCUCGAAACAGUCGCCGCAGCCCGCCGCGAAGGAGGGGCCCCGGAAGCCGUCCAAGGAUUCUCGAAACCGUCAAAAGGGAAUUUCCUGGGGUUUGAGAUGGGUUGCUGGGGCGCCCGGACUGUUGGCCUGCUGCUGUGUGGGGUCCGGGGGGCCAGCAGAAGGCUCCUGUGCAUUUGGGAAAGCAGGCACCCUUCUUGACCCCACCCCAGUCGGUGGACUCAGGUAGCCGAGACGUGAGCCACCUUUGAGGACGGCAGCGGGAACACUACAGACCCUCGGGUCGGAGGAGGCGCCUUCCUGCCACUUGCGUGCGUUGCUUGGAAGGUGGGGGGGGGGGCCAGGCCCCCACGCUCCCUGGACUGCUCUCAGUGGCAGCCCUCCCGCAGGCAGCGUUCAGACACAGCCGGCGCUCUCCCUUUUCCGCGCGCGAUCCGACGUUCUCCCCGCACUGAGUUCUCCUCCGACGCCACUGUUUGCAUUACGGACCGAGGGCCAGCCGGGAGGGGCACUAUAUAUUUUACACGUGAAACUUCGGCUCCCUUCUCUUCUCCCCUCCGCCCCCGAACUUUGCCCCCCCGAGCAGCGCAAUCUCUGCCGCCAGGGGGAGAGGGAAGCAGGCGUGCAAAAGAACCCCUGGGAACGGUGGAAAAAAUGAGACGGGGGGUUCCCCCUCCCCGAAUGUCGGAUGGGUGUAUUCCCACCUCCCCUUUCUAUGUCAGCAGCUUGUGGGGAAGGGAGGGUUUGCUGUGUGUGUGUGUGUGUAUGUGCGUAUGCGUGUGGUGCUGCUGUGAUUGUCCGUUCCUGUUUUUAUGUUGGGGGGGGGGCGCUCGCUCGUAAGCACGCAGGACAAUCUGCUGAGUCCCUCGUUCCUGGCCCCCACCCCGGAUCCCCUGCAGUUGUUUUCAAAGUGGGUGGCGUGUCCUAAUUCUCCCCCCUCACCCUCCCCCCCCGCAAUCGAUCAAUCAUGUUUGGGGAUGGCUUUCAUAUAUUUGGAGAAUCAUUGUGUCAUUGGUCAGGGGGUCGGGAGAGUUAACCUUGGCUGUGCGCGAUCCUCCCUCUCUUGACUCUCUUCCACUUCUACCCGUACCAUCCACUCCGCUGCUCCGGUAUGCAUCAGAAAAAAAAAUAACUCUUAAUGAAAUGAAAUAAAUGGAAGUUCUUCUAUGGCACCCGAA
Sphaerodactylus townsendi is the source of this 5086-nucleotide messenger RNA. It is a transcript of the gene EPN1, whose product is annotated as epsin 1. Gene Ontology annotation, cellular component: plasma membrane; endosome; clathrin vesicle coat. The transcript has 10 exons. Lineage: Eukaryota; Metazoa; Chordata; Lepidosauria; Squamata; Sphaerodactylidae. The record is from RefSeq and is a predicted model, not a curated record. The coding region runs from base 1003 to 2847 and encodes 614 amino acids. Gene Ontology annotation, biological process: endocytosis. Gene Ontology annotation, molecular function: phospholipid binding; clathrin binding.